Molecule: messenger RNA, 1416 nt
Organism: Mesocestoides corti
Lineage: Eukaryota; Metazoa; Platyhelminthes; Cestoda; Cyclophyllidea; Mesocestoididae
Source: the annotation of a GenBank genome assembly
AUGACGCACUUUCAAUUACUUAAACUUCGUUUACAGGAUUUAUUUCUGAAAGUCCUGCCGUCGGACUGCCUUAAUUAUGUUCGGCACCGGCCAGCUCCUACGGUAGAGCCGACAAUUCAGCAAUUCAAUCGCAUUUACGGUGUCGUUCUUACCUCGAUUAUUGAAGCUGAUAAUCCAAAACCGUCUGUAGCCGUAAGUGCUGCAACUCCCUCGUUAGCUUCCCUCACCCUCUCCAUGGUUUCAACUCCACUGCAAUAUGACCAACGGAUGUUAAGCAACGGCGGACGACACGGCGCUCGAGUACACUCUUCUGUCGACGUACCGUCUUGCGGAAGUUUUAACCCGAACUCCCUCGGUUUUGCUUCCGUCCGAGCUGAAAUGCUGUCCAAGUGGAUCUCCGUUGCAGCUGAGCUACGUGCAUUGCGGAGCUUCUCAGCAUUUACAGCCGUAAUGACUGCUCUGCAAGGAAGCGCAAUUGGAGGGUUGCACGAAACAUGGAGCUUUGUUGAAGCGUACGUUUCUUUUAAGCUUGACUUUAACGAUGGUACUAUUGGUGCGCGUGAUUUUUAUAGGCAUCGGGCGUUUUGUCAGCAGUUGGAUCGACUUAUUUUUAGACAUUAUCCUGAGCAAAAUGAGGUUUUUCACGAAUUAGCUCAACUUCUCACUUUGGAGGACAACAAAAAAUACGCAAGGGAAUUGAUGGACCACGUGAGUCUUUAUUAUGCAUUGCCUAGCGACCACAAUGAAACCAAUAUGAUGAAGACCAUGGGUACAAUUCCCUAUCUCGGCAUAUUCCUUAACGACCUUGCAAUGCUGCACGAGUCCGCUCAAGACUUGGUGUCGCGACCCAAACCAAAACCGCGACAGCCUCCAAGCCACGCAAACCUGAUUGGCAUAAUGGGCGACCACCGUCGACGCCUCCCGACUCCAUCGACACCCCUUCAGCCCCCGAGGCGACCCCCCAGACAGAAAGCCUCGAUGACCAACUCCGAGGACGACACUGCGUCCCAUAGGGUCAACGCCCCAAAAGCCGUUGACAACCGUCGUCGAGGCGGGUGUGAUAAUGACGACAUGUUCCUUUCAACAUCUGGGGAAAUCCCUCACUGCCGCGACGUCAAGCGCAGACAAGGUGAGCCCGGGACCCCCGGGUUCUCGGUCUUCCCCUCUCAGCUGCAACCCUCCAGGCGAAGAGCCGCAUCCGCCUCGCCUAAAACGCGCGACUCUCAACACAACGGCUCGACACCUCAAGCACAAAGCAAUGAAUUGAUUAACUUUCGCAAGCACUAUCGCGAAUAUAAGGUCAUAGCGAAACUGCUCAAACUACAGAAGACUGCCACUCGGUACAGGAUAUCCGAAGAUGUGUCAUUCAAGAAAUGGUUUGCCGAUCUUACGUUGAUUACCGAAAAUGAGGCGUAA